Molecule: messenger RNA, 1866 nt
Organism: Oldenlandia corymbosa var. corymbosa
Lineage: Eukaryota; Viridiplantae; Streptophyta; Magnoliopsida; Gentianales; Rubiaceae
Source: the annotation of a GenBank genome assembly
CUCGGUACUCGGUAGGGAGAGAUAAACCAUCGUGGAAAUGGAGAGCAAGACGAUGACAUCAACAAGGGUUAAUUGUGCCUUUCCGUAAAGAAAGAUGAAAAGUCCAUGGAUGAAGAAAAAGCAAGACCAUAACGUCAACCAAGUUGGAGGCGGGAAUGAGUAAAAUAGGGUGAAAUUCAGGAAAGAAAAAACAUAUUUACUGAGCGAAAAUUAACAGCCACGGGAAAAAGUCAUUUUAGGAUUUUGAUUUAAAGUUCAGUUAUUCUGGAAAAUAGUUUAAUGCUUUGGGUUACUUUAGGAAAAGAAAAAAGAAAACUCAUGUAGUGGCGCGUGUGAAUCAAAUGAGCAUACAUAAUAGAGGAGCACCAUGUGCUGCUGCUUGUGGCGGAAAAAAAGAAAGUCGAUGUGAUUAAAGAUGCCUGUCAAAGUAGCGUCCUCGUACAGAGAUCGAACGAUUGAGUUCGCCAGUGUAGCCGAGAAGCUCAAGAAGUCCUCACCGUCGUUAGCUUCGCCGCCGAAUGCACCGAACGGCGGUAGUAUCGCCGGCGGCGUUGGCCCCGUUGGUGGUGACCUUAUUUCCUCAGCUCAGCCACCGACGCGGAUCGCGUCGCCGAUUCAAUCGGAGUUCAACAAGAAGGCCGGAAGGAUUACCUUGGGGAUCCAUCAGACCUCUCAGAAGCUCUCUAAGCUUGCCAAAUUGGCAAAGAAAAAAUCUGUUUUCGAUGACCCAACUGUGGAGAUACAAGAGUUGACUGCAGUGAUCAAGCAGGACAUCACUGCUUUAAACUCGGCUAUAGUAGACCUUCAGCUCCUCUCCGACUCCCAAAAUGGAGGACAUUUGUCUAGUGAUAGCUCUGCUCAUUUGACGACAGUUGUUGAUAAUUUGAAGAGUAGCUUGAUGAAUACAACAAAAGAAUUCAAAGAAAUCCUCACUAUGAGAAAUGAGAAUCUCAGGAGUCAUGAGAGCAGGAAACAACUUUUCUCUUCUUCUGCUUCAACAGAUUCUAAUCCUUUCAUCCGACAACGACCAUUAGCAACAAGAACAGCUGCUAGUGCAGCAAUAUCUCCACCCCCAUGGGUCAGCGAGGCUGUUUCUCAAAGGAAGACGGAUGGCGGUGAAUCGCAGCCGCUAUUACAGCAGCAGAGUCAACAGCAGCAAAUGGUUCCAUUACAGGACAGUUACAUGCAAAGCAGAGCAGGAGCCCUUCAAAGUGUUGAGUCUACAAUUCAUGAACUCGGAAAUAUUUUCACCCAAUUAGCAACCAUGGUUUCUCAGCAAGGUGAACUUGCUAUCAGAAUUGACGAAAACAUGGAAGAUACACUUUCAAAUGUGGAAGGGGCACAAAGUCAGUUGGUGAGGUAUUUCAACAGUAUCUCAUCAAACCGAUGGUUGAUGAUCAAAUUAUUCAUCGUAGUCAUAGUCUUCCUCAUGGUAUUCUUAUUCUUUGUCGCCUAAGGACUUCUUUUGGACUUACAAUGUAGAAAAUUCCUAUAUUGGUAUACACCCCUAUAGUUGCAAUGUUUAGCCAGCUGGAUUGAGCUCCCGUCCUCUCUGAUCCAUGACAAUAUAUCUUUUUUCAAAGACAUUAAUCCAAUACCCCCAUGCUUCGUAGAGAUGUUCAAAUCAUCUCGAAGUUUUUAUCAAGUUUUACUUCCUGUAAAGCACUGAACAAGCUAUACCUUCCAGACUUCCACUUCUGUAUAGAUAGCUAGCUUAUCCUGUCACGUUUUUUUUUUUUUUGGAAAGGUUAUCCUGUCACGUUAUUCAUUUGAUUCAAACUGCAGUCUCCUACAUUUUGUCAGUUUAUUCGAUGAUUGAUUUUUGAAACUGUUGAUGUCUUCUACCAGCGUAUUUCAUUAUUUGGG